Messenger RNA from Blastocystis hominis, 4011 nucleotides. RefSeq lists its product as hypothetical. Bases 1 to 4011 code for a protein of 1336 amino acids. Gene Ontology annotation, cellular component: plasma membrane. Gene Ontology annotation, molecular function: ATP binding; ATPase-coupled intramembrane lipid carrier activity; magnesium ion binding. The transcript is spliced from 13 exons. The record is from RefSeq and is a predicted model, not a curated record. Lineage: Eukaryota; Bigyra; Opalinata; Blastocystidae. Gene Ontology annotation, biological process: phospholipid translocation.
AUGUGUAGUAUUCUCAAUAAUGCUGAUGGAAAUCUCGAUAAGGGGUUCGCAUCAAAUACUAUUAUCACAUCGAAGUAUACUUGGUGGAACUUUUUGAUUCUUUUUCUUUACGAAAACUUAAAUCCAUUCAAUAAAUUUGCAAACUUUUAUUUUGUCUGUGUUGCAGUACUUGAGUGUAUUCCUCUAAUUUCGCUCACGCAGGGGCGCCCACAGUCUUUAGUUGCUCUAUCUUUUGUAUUAAUACUGGAGGCAUUCACUUCGAUCCGUGAUGAUAUUAAACGCCACCACGCAGAUGAUGAAGUCAACAGCAGACCCAUCGAGGUUCUAAACAAAGAAACCCAGCAGUUCGAGAGCAUUCCUCAAUGCCAAGUGCGUGUGGGAGACAUCGUGAAAGUCUAUGAAGGAGACAUCUUCCCCGCGGAUAUGCUCUUUCUCCGCUCAGGAGAUCCCAAAGCCUACAAGUCGUGCUGGGUCAACACAAAAAGUUUGGACGGCGAAACGGACAACAAAUACCGCCAAGCCAUGAAAACGACUAGUGAACACAACGGCCAGCCAAUCAACGAGACGGCCAAAGAGCUGUGCGGAUUGCACGCGGUUCUGAACUGCGAGCUUCCGAACAAUAUGACGAACGACUUCAAUGGCUCGGUAUGGACGAGACAGUCCGAAGAGAAGGAGUCUGUGUCGAUCAAGAACGUUCUGCUGCGCGGAUGCAUUCUGAAGAACACCAAAUUCGUGUACGGCGCUGUGAUUUCGACGGGAACCGACACGAAAGUGGAGUUCAAACUCAACCCUCUGAAAUGGUAUCAGUUCAGCACCGUUCUGACGCAGCGGCUGAACCAAUCGAUCUUUCUGAUGGUGAUCGUCCUGGUGAUUCUCUGCAUGGUGGGAGCGUUGAGCGAGAACUUGGUCUCGAUGGUGAUCGUGCAGAAAUCCUGGUACAUCCGACUGCACAGAACCUUCUUUAUCAAUAUCUGGCUGUCCUUCUUCCGCUAUUUUCUGCUCUGCUAUCAGUUCGUGCCCGUGUCGCUCUACGUGACCAUGACGUUGGUCUACGCCAUGCAGAGUUUUUUCAUGCAGAACGAUCUCCAAAUGUAUGACGAAGAGAAGGACGAGCCGAUGCGUGUGCGAUCGUCGACGCUCAACGACGAUUUGGGCCAAGUCGGAUAUAUUUUCAGCGACAAAACCGGAACGCUGACGGCGAAUUUAAUGCAGUUCCGAAAGUGUUUAGUCGAUGGCGUGUCGUACGGAGUGGGCGACAGCGCGAUCGGCCGCUCUGUGAAGAACAAACAACAAAGCAAAGGCGUGGAGGUAGUGGUGGAGAAGCCACCGCUUCGCAAGGGAAUCUUCCGAUACAGCAAUUUCCAGGACGGAAGUGAGAGCCAUCCGGGCCAUCGACUGCAAGACGAUCUCCGAAAGAACGACGACCACGCAAGCAAACUGAUGAACUUCUUGAUUCACAUGGCGAUCAAUCACACGGUGAUCGUCGAGACAAAAGAAGACGGAACCAUCGAACUCAACGCCUCGUCUCCCGAUGAGCAGGCCUUCGUCGCUGGCUCCUACUGCCUCGGCGUGCAGUUCCUCGGCAUGGACUACGAGACCAACAUCAUCAAGCUCAGCGUCCUCGGAGAAAUCGUGGAACUCCGCGUUCUGCACGUGAUUCCCUACGAAUCCUCGCGGAAACGCAUGUCGAUGGUGGUGCAGAUGCCGGACGGCUCGAUCGUUCUGUACUGCAAAGGCGCCGACAGCGUUCUCUUCGAUCUGCAGGACCCUGCGAUCAACAGCUCGCGCUUUAUCGAGAAUCUCGCCUGUCAAGUCAGCGACUGGGCGGAAGAAGCGUUCCGCACCAUGGUGUUCGGGUACAAACCGCUCACGCAGGAGGCGUACAUCGCGUGGAUCGAAGCGUACGAGCAGGUCUGCGAGGAUCCCACGCAGAAAGAGCUCCGCCGGAACAAUAAACGGAACAAAAUCGAUCGGAUGGAGGAGGAGCUGGAGACGGGGCUGAUUCUGCAGGGCGCCACGGCGAUCGAGGACAGUCUGCAGGACGGCGUGCCGGAGGCGUUGGAGGAACUGUCGAACGCGGGGAUCCACAUCUGGAUGAUCACGGGAGACAAGGUAGGGACCGCAAAGAACAUCGCCGUCGCGUGCAAUCUGCUGAAGCUCCCGGACAUGAAGCUGAUCGAGAUCACGAAGGAGGCGGUGGAUAGCAACUUGCAGGCCAAAGGCGCGAGGGCGGACGAGAUGACGGAGAAGAUCUCUCCCUCGUCGAUUCAGGAAGUGGAGUGGAAAAUGCUGGAGGCGGAGAAGGAGGGCAGCGUGGAGAAGGCCAAUCGAAUCUUAGGCGAGUUCGAAGCGAAGCAUCCCGGAUUGCUGGCCGCUCGAAUGUACUGCGAGGCGCUCGCUUCCAAACUGUACAAUUCCGAUUCGGACGUUUCAUCCCAGCCGAUGGCUCUCGUGAUCGAUGAGCUCUUCAUCGACUUCCUCGCUCUCUCCUGUCGUCAAGCCUUCCUCGUGGUGGCGCAAUCCUGCAAGACCGUCAUCGCGUGUCGCGCUCGCAAGGACCAGAAAGCGAAGCUGACGCGUCUGGUUCGCAAAGGAAACAACGAAGUCGUGACUCUCGCAAUCGGCGAUGGAGCCAACGACGUCGAAAUGCUGCGUGCUGCGCAUGUGGGGGUCGGCGUGAUCGGGAAGGAAGGAACGCAGGCGGUGAACAAUUCCGACUACGCGAUUGGGCAAUUCCGAUUUUUGUCACGAUUGAUUUUGGUGUAUGGACAUCGGAAUUACCGCGGAAUCACGUUCGCCUCGCUCCUCAUCUUCUACAAAAACAUCCUCUUCACGUUCAUUCAGUACCUCUACACCUUCCUCUGCGGCCUCUCCGGCACGCGAAACCAGUCCUUCCUGGCGAUUAUGUUCUACAACACAAUCUUCACGGCCUUCGGUCCCUUCUAUUUCGCCGUUUUCGACAAGGACAUCAGCGACUCCAACUGCAUCCGCUUCCCUCAAAUCCACCGCGACGGCAUUCACCACAACCACUUCAACCAGAAGCUCUUCCUCCUAAUCAGCUUGAAAGCUUUGUAUGAGUCCGGCGUGGUCACUCUGUUCUCUACAUUCGCGACGUAUCUCUGCGAUUUCGGCGUUUCUAUGGUCGAAGUGUAUUUAUUCGGAAUGCUCACGAUCACUUCCGGAAUCCUCAUCGCGAAUACCACCUGUGCGCUCUUGCAGUGCACCUCCACGAUGAUCAGCAUCCUCGGAUACUGGAUCGUGUUUUUGAUUUGGGUGUUGGGAGUUUUGCUCGCCUCCUCGUUCCCCGCGUUCUUCCCAUUCUAUUACGGCGAUUUUUUCUUGCUCGUCUCCACGCCUUCCACCUAUCUAAUCGUUCUCCUCGUCACCAUUCUCGCCUGUCUCCCCACCUUCCUCUACGUCGCCGUGCGGAACGAAUUCUGCCCCACGCUCUCCAAUCUGAUUCAAGACGUGCAGAUCCGCAAAGCCGAUCCCGACGUUUUGAAAUCCGCUUUAGAAGACUUGGAGCGCUCCAAAUCCCCGCAGGUCGAGCUCAAAACGCUGAAGACGCUUCCGGAAGACCCACAGAUGCCGCCGUUGAUGCAGGUCGAUGAGGAUGGGAUCCGCGACAUGGAGAAAUGGCUGAGUCGCUCGGACGAAGAAGUCGAUUCGGUCGAAGAUCUCGCCGAGCUGCCGCUGCGAGACUCGCUGGAGAACAUCGGGAAUGCGCAGAGGUCGAUUCGGUCGAUUGCGGGGCUGCGUGCACUUACGAUUUGCGAGAAGCUGCAUGGGCCGUCGUAUGAUCCGCAGUCCAUUAACAGUGAAUCGCAAGUCUCUCUGAUUCAGAGCAUUAACUCGCAUCAUUGGAGGUUUGGCAAGGAGGUGGGACUGAUGGGCGUGCUGAAAACGACGAUCAAGGAGGGAGUCAUGACGAUUAAUAGCUUGGUGCCUGCGUUGUAUGAAGGAAGGAAGUCUCAGGGGACAGAGGUGUCGCAAAAGAAGGAUGGAGAAUAA